GUUAAAACCUUUUAUGAAAGCGCUCAGGGACCAAGACUAUACAAUUAAGAAAUUAUAUUAGUUUUUCGUCUUUUAUAUAAAAGAAAGUACUGUUGCCGUGUCCGGAACCCGGGGACAAAUUUGAUCAGUUUCAAAUAAAGCAUCACUUAGUCAAAUACUUGACCAAAGGUUAAUGAGGGAAGGAGAGUCUUAAGUAAUUUUUGUGGUAUAAAAAACUAUCCGAGAAAGUAAAACAUCUUGUUCCUUAUCUAACAAUGUUUUUGAGACAAAUCCUGAAAUUGAAUAGGCUUAACCAAGCUGGGAAAUGUAUAAAUAUUGUUACUACUAGAAACCUUGUCAACCAUAGUGUGAUUGUAUCAACCUCUCUGAACAUUUACCACAACCUGGCCUUGGAAGACUGGCUGUUUGAAAACACUAACUUAAAGCAGGAGUCUGUUCUGUUGAUGUGGAGGGAUUCACCCUGUGUGGUGAUUGGCCGACAUCAGAAUCCCUGGGUGGAGUGCAAUGUGCCAUAUUGUGAGCUGUUUAGUGUUAAGGUGGCCAGGAGAAAAAGCGGAGGUGGAGCAGUUUACCAUGAUGAUGGUAAUGUCAACGUCUCAUUCAUUACUGACCGUUCCCUGUACAACAGACGUGCAAACCUGCAGUCUGUGGUCGACGCGCUGGCAGACAAGUGGGCCAUCCCACUGAGCAUAAAUGACAGAGAGGAUAUACUUAUCUAUAACAAAAACAAGGUUUCAGGCACAGCUUCAAAAUUGUCCAGGGACAAGUCAUAUCACCACUUCACCCUUCUAUGCAAAGCUGACAGAAUUCGUAUGAGCAGUAUUCUGCAUUCAAACAUGGAAGGUGUGUCCAGUAAAGCCACUAAAAGUACGCCUGCACCAGUAGGCAAUCUCUCAGACCACCAGCCGAACGUAGACUUUGACUCUGUUGUUCACGUAAUCUCGGAAGCCUACAUCAAGGACAGACAGAACCUAAACAUAACUAAUGUGAACCCCCUGGAUGAGAUUAUGUUUCCUGGUGUGACCAAGCAUGCUGAAGAAUUGAUGACCUGGGGCUGGAUUUACGGCAAAACUCCUCAUUUUACCAUACAACGAACCUUUACAUACACAGCUUCAGACAGUGAUGAAAGUGUCCUUAAUGUGUCAUUGACAGUUGGAAAGGGUAGAAUAUGCAAUGUAGAGCUCACUACUGUACACUGUCCAGAAAUUGAUGCCCAGUAUUUUCUUCAGCUGAAAGGUUGCAUUGAAGGUAUUGUAUUUGAAAAAGACAGUGUUCUGAAAGUGCUAAGUGAUGUUAAGACGAAAUGGAUUGAGGGUAGGGUUUAUGAGUUUAAUACUUCGGAUUACCUGGAUUGGGUUUUGUGGUGCCUUAUUGAGUCAACUGGUUUGUAUAGCCAGGCAGGGUCAACUGAUAGUGUUAAAGAUGUACCGAUUUAGGCUUAUAUUACAGGAUUUCUAGAAGUAUUCAGGAAAAACCUUCUAACCUCUUGUUUAUGUUGUUAUUGUCCUCAUUGGCGGUUGAGUUCAAGUUCAAGUUAUUUACUGACAUUUUAAGUCCUUUUAGCAUGUGAUGUCUCUUUUUUAGAGAAAAGAUUAAAGGUAUUUGUGAUAGCCAAAGUUGCUGGCGGCAUCUUUGGUAAAUAAAUGUAAUAUUUAUUUUAACCGAAACUUUGAUACGCAUAAUUACAACGACAGUAGACAUAUCACUUAUCAAAUUCAUAGGUCAUACUCCCUGCAAGCAAGCUCAAAUGGGUCUUGUUUUAACGGACCACAUAGGUCACUGCAAGCAAGCUCAAAUGGGUUUCGUUUUAACGGACCACAUUGGUCCCUGCAAGCAAGCUCAAAUGGGUCUCGUUUUAACGGACCACAUAGGUCCCUGCAAGCAACUUCAAAUGGGUCUCGUUUUAACGGACCACAUAGGUCCCUGCAAGCAACUUCAAAUGGGUCUCGUUUAAACGGACCACAUAGGUCCCUGCAAGCAACUUCAAAUGGGUCUCGUUUUAACGGACCACAUAGGUCCCUGCAAGCAACUUCAAAUGGGUCUCGUUUAAACGGACCACAUAGGUCCCUGCAAGCAACUUCAAAUGGGUUUCAUUUUAACGAAUCACAUAGGUCCUUGUAAGCAAGCUCAUAUGGGUCUCGUUUUAACGAACCACAUAGGUCCCUGCAAGCAAGCUCAUAUGGGUCUCGUUUAAACGGACCACAUAGGUCCCUGCAAGCAACUUCAAAUGGGUCUCAUUUUAACGGACCACAUAGGUCCCUGCAAGCAAGCUCAAAUGGGUCUCCUUGUGGCAGACCACAUAGGUCUCUGCCAGCAAACUCAAAUAAGUCACGUAUUUGCGGACCGACCACAUUGCUAGCAAGCUCAAAUAAAGUAUUGUAUGGACAGACUCCAUGUUUGGCAAUUUUUAUUCUUUGAAGUUUUAUAUUAUAUAAUAAUUCACAGGAAUCGCUGUUGACGGUAUUGGCAUUGUAGUUUCAAAGAUAUGGUUAAUUUAGUGAUGAGUUACGCCCCUUAUCGACUGAAAACCACAGAGAAGCGUUGGGAAUGUUUGGCAUGAUAAUCCCCUGCUGUGCAUCUCCUGCUAAUUGUACUGGUGUCACAGUAGAGGCCAAUAUCCUGUUUAUUUGUUUAUUGGCUCAGGGCCAUUUAGGGUCCAUUUCCAUAAUAAAACAUCCAAAACUGCACAGCAAGAUACUCAGAUCAGAGAUCUGAUACGAUGGCACCAGGCAAUUAGAUUAAGACCGAUCAACAGAGGUUUUGUACUGUACACCAAUUUGAGUGGGGGUGGUCACUUAUAGAAGGCUUAAACUAGGCCUUUAAAAAAAGGGGGAUUUUUUUCCUGAGUAGGUGGACAAAUGUAUACUUUUACAGGAGUGGAAUGUGGCCGAAAAAAGCCACUGCUGCUCUGGCUGUGCUGAAGGCUCAUACAGGUACAUAAUGUAGAAAUAUACAAUUAAUAUAGUUUGUGCAGAAAUGAACUAAGUAAUUUUGCACCUCUAAUAACUGACCACUUUUGCCUUUUGUCAAUCGACCUCUUCUUUGGUGUCCCACUUUCAUGUAUUGUACUACUCGUGUAUGGGCAUUAUACACAAUCGGAUCGCACCACUCACUCUGCGAUAUGGACAUUGUUUCAAAAAUGCACAUUAUUCUCUGUUUCUGCUUUCUCACUUACUAAAAUAUGUUGAAAUGUUUAUGGGCAUACAGUAUUGACCUAGGUCGAUCAAAUGUAUAUUUUAGUAGCAUUCUACACACUGCAUGUAUAUUGUUAUGGCUCUUAAAUAAAACUUUCCCCAUAAUCAUGUUGUCCGCUCUCUUACAUAUCCGUUCUUUAACAAAUGUUGUGAUAAUAUAAAUGGGCGUAUUGUCUUGAAAGCUUUCGACAACCAGCCUGUUUGCAUUGUAAUUAUUCAUUCAAGUUAUGGCCCUUAAAUUUAAAAACUUGACCAUUUUAUCUAAGAGUUUCUGUAGACAAAUAAGUCAAUGAUGAGUAGAAAAAACAAGCAUAAUUGGUCAGAAACUCAAUAAACUAAUCAUCAACACAUAGACUUUAUACAAAUUCGACAAGUCAAGAAACGUUGCGUAACUAAAUGCCACUAGGUGACCUUAAAGGGUUCCCCUUUAUGAGUUCAUUUUGGUGGCAUUGUUUUCAAAUUUUGCUUUUAUUUAGUCAUUCCAUACCUUUAUAUGAAUAAAUACCAACACCGAACUGUACAAUUUAUUGCUCAACUAUUUGAAAAUUAAGGAGAGCUUUACUACUCUUGUUAAUGUUUUGCAUGCAUGUACAUUUAAGUCAACAUCUCAGCAAAUGCUUCUUUUUUUGCACUGGAACUGAAUACAAGUUUUUCCAACUAUCCAACCUACUUAAUUAAUCAAGUGACAUAACUCUAUCUUGAAAAUAAUGCAAACUACGGACCUUUAAAAUUCAAUUAAGACAUCCUGGUUUAGGUUUUGCAUGUAUUUUCAUGUGCCUUUUUGACAUAAUUCUAUAAGAAAAACUGUUAAACAAGAUUUUUUUUAAUUUUGGAAAUAUGAAUAAAAUGCAACAUGCAUAUUUUAUUAUUUAUGAAUUAUAAUCUGUUUCUAGACUGUUUUCAUAACAAUACUUGUCUAAUAAUUUAUUACAUUUUGAAAUAAUUUUGUGGGUCUAAUAAUUUAUUACAUUUUGAAAUAAUUUUGUGGGUCCAUAAUAUUAUUUGGCUUCAUUUGAUCCCCACUACCUUUGAUCCAAUAUCGUUUGGUAAUCCUAAAUGGAUUCUUUAUCAAAUGACAACUUAUGCUCUUUGUGCAUACCUCUUGGUAAUGUCUUUAAAUAUGUUGUAAUUUGUACUUUUGUAAUUCCUUGUUUUUUCUAUAACUUUGUCGUUUUACUUGUGACUUGUUUUCAUCAGUCUUGAUUGGCAGCCGUGUUGUUAGGACCACCUAAGAGAAUAUUUCACUGUAUACUGAAUCACUGUGGAUGUUCGAUUUUGUGUGCUAAAUAUAUGUUUGUUUUCCAGCUAGUGAAUAAAAAUUGAGAAACG
Messenger RNA from Mya arenaria, 4523 nucleotides. RefSeq names its product lipoyltransferase 1, mitochondrial-like. The transcript has 6 exons. The record is from RefSeq and is a predicted model, not a curated record. Lineage: Eukaryota; Metazoa; Mollusca; Bivalvia; Myida; Myidae. Gene Ontology annotation, molecular function: lipoyltransferase activity. The coding region runs from base 255 to 1436 and encodes 393 amino acids. Gene Ontology annotation, cellular component: mitochondrion; cytoplasm. Gene Ontology annotation, biological process: protein lipoylation.